AUGCCCUCCUUGUCCUGGAUCUUGGCCUUCACGUUGUCUGCAAGAUGGCGAGUGCCAGGAUGGUGGCCAGUCCAAUGCCGCAAAGACUGGAGAUUGACAGUCCGACUCCAAAACUGUGACACACACAAGGCCGGCAAAAUGCUUGCAUAA
Messenger RNA from Auxenochlorella protothecoides, 150 nucleotides. RefSeq lists its product as hypothetical. The transcript has a single exon. The coding region runs from base 1 to 150 and encodes 49 amino acids. NCBI's taxonomy places the organism in Eukaryota, Viridiplantae, Chlorophyta, Trebouxiophyceae, Chlorellales, Chlorellaceae. The record is from RefSeq and is a predicted model, not a curated record.